Molecule: messenger RNA, 830 nt
Organism: Lagenorhynchus albirostris (white-beaked dolphin)
Lineage: Eukaryota; Metazoa; Chordata; Mammalia; Artiodactyla; Delphinidae
Product: T-cell receptor-associated transmembrane adapter 1
Exons: 6
Coding region: 131-691 (186 amino acids)
Biological process (GO): positive regulation of T cell receptor signaling pathway; negative regulation of receptor recycling
Cellular component (GO): T cell receptor complex
Source: RefSeq, a predicted model, not a curated record
UAAGACAAGGUUUACUGCCACACUGCUUCUAACAUAACAGAGCAACAUUACUUAGAAAAAAGUUUGUGGGAGCAUUUUUAAUCCAUACAUUUGCCUAUGGCUACAUAAGGAUUUUUCUGAGAAAAGAAGCAUGCCAGAAAACUCUGAAUGCCAGUUUUAUGUCUGGGCAAUUCUAGCCUUCUUGGGUUUAGCUCUGACUAUAUCGCUUAUCUUCAACAUUUCCCACUAUGUGGAAAAGCAGCGACAAGAUAAAACAUACACGUACUCCGAUGACUACUUUCCCAGGGAAAAUGAGUAUGACCUUGAAGACACACCAAUUUAUGGUAACUUAGAUAAUGUGGUCCCAGAACCAGUGGAUGAAAACUACUAUGAACAAAUGAAAGCCCGGCCAGAGAGAUCUGUGAACAAACUGCAAGAAGACGCCCCACCUUCACAGGAAACUGAAGUAAAGAUGUUCUAUGCCUCACUAGAUCUCAGCUGUGAGGGGAAGCGCAGAAAGCACAAGAAACAGAAAACUUAUUUGUCAGACAAGGAUGAAGAUGGGCAGGUACAUGCAAUGGAUAUCAACCUUUCUAAGGCCACUUUGGUGGACAGUUUCCCACCAGAAAGCCAGGCAAUAGAGGAAAACAUUCAUGAUGAUCCCAUCAGGCUGUUUGGAUUGAUCCGUGCACAGAAAGAAACUGUAAACUAGCUGGACUAUGGAUCUAGCUCAGUGACCCAGCUCUUACUGGAAGUGGUUGUUAAAGAAAUGAAGACCCCAUAUGACACAACAUGAUUUGUCAGGGUGAUGAGCUGAUUGUCUGUUGGUGCGAUGGUGGCUUACCUUUUAU